Molecule: messenger RNA, 7889 nt
Organism: Ailuropoda melanoleuca (giant panda)
Lineage: Eukaryota; Metazoa; Chordata; Mammalia; Carnivora; Ursidae
Gene: HCFC1
Product: host cell factor C1
Exons: 26
Coding region: 1432-7731 (2099 amino acids)
Biological process (GO): chromatin remodeling; regulation of DNA-templated transcription
Cellular component (GO): histone methyltransferase complex
Molecular function (GO): protein binding; transcription coactivator activity
Source: RefSeq, a predicted model, not a curated record
GUGUGUGUUCGUUCAGCGACCUGGGGACUGUUCCCAUGGGGGCGGGGCCGAGCUCGUUUGAGGCAUUCUCAUCCGGGCAUUCACCAGAUGCCUCAACCGCCAUCUUUGUUUUGUGCUGAAAGUCGCUAUUGACGCCCGUGGACGGCCGGGCGAGGGGAAGUGGCAAGAUGGCGGCUCCCAGGGCGGAGGCGUGAGGGCGCAACGGGGGGAUUGGGCCGCGGGGCUGGGCGCGCCUGCGCCUGACCCGAGAGCUGCCUGAGUCCAAGCUUAGCGCGCGGCGGACCUGGACCCUCGCCGCGGGGAAGCGCGGGGGUCCUUUAAGAGGCCUCCGCUCACGGAGAAGCCGUGCGAGGGCGGGAGUGGUAAUGGGGAGGGGGGGAGACAGUGACGUCGCCCGACUCCGCCCCCUCGCCCGACCGCCGCUGCCGCCAUGUUUAGUUGUUACUUCUUCACACAAGAUGGCGGCUCCCAGGGAGGAGGCAUGAGCGCCCUGCCGUUACCGCUUCUCCUGCCGUACAGUUGCCACUUCGGGGCCUAACUCUGGCUCUUUGGAGCGGCUCCUGUGGGAAGGAGUCAUAAGGAGGGAAGCGAGGAUCGGACGCUGCCUCGCCUUUGGUUUGCAGUGGAAGAACUGACCCAGGAGGAAGAGAAUAGGGGGGAAGGGGGAGUUAGUCUCAAGAUGGCGGCUCCCAGGGCGGCAGGCGCAGUCUGAGCAGCAGAGGCGGACUCGGGAGAGAGGUUCGAGACCCCACGAGCUGUACGGCGCGAGUCUCCGAGCAGCCCCCGAGAGUUCGAGUUCGUUCCACUGGCCUCCGGCGCGCCUCUGUCCCUUAGGAGUGUCGAGGCUGUUUCGGGAGCGGCGGCUGCACUAAGCGCUGGGCGGGGAAGCGGGACGGUCUCAAGAUGGCGGCUCCCACAAUUGUGGUGUGAGCGCCGGCGGGGCUGGGACAACCGCGGUGCUUGUGGCUCCUUUCCACCCGCCCCGGAAGCCGGCCAGUGCAGGGGACUUGGGGGGUGUGGGAACCGGGCCGGGGCUCCGCCAUUUCCGGCGGGGGAGGGCUACGACUGAGGAAGGGAGGAGAGAGAGGCGGCUCAAGAUGGCGGCUCCCAGGGUCUCCCGCCCGAGCUUGUAAGCGGGAGCGCCCGAGCGAGUAGUCAGGGCGGCGGGACUUGGCGGCCUCCAGCUUCUCGGGGCUAGGCGCUCGAAAGUUCCAGGAGGCUCUUGAAGAGACGGGGUGAGCUAGAAGAAGGGGAAGAGCCGAAGGGAAGGAGGGUAGUUAAGAUGGCGGCCUCCAUGGAGCCGUCCACCGCUGUGUGAGGAACCGCUUCCCCGUGAGAGCUACCUUAGACGAAAGGGGGUGUGUGUAAGAGGAGUUGGGGGCCUCCCUUCCCGCUUGGUGACUUUUUCCCACUGCGGCCUUUUCGGGAACUAUGGCUUCGGCCGUGUCGCCCGCCAACUCGCCAGCGGUGCUCCUGCAGCCUCGCUGGAAGCGAGUGGUGGGCUGGUCGGGUCCAGUGCCCCGGCCCCGCCACGGCCACCGAGCCGUGGCUAUCAAGGAACUCAUCGUGGUGUUUGGCGGCGGCAACGAGGGGAUAGUAGACGAACUGCACGUGUACAACACGGCAACUAACCAGUGGUUCAUCCCAGCUGUGAGAGGGGACAUUCCCCCCGGGUGUGCAGCCUAUGGCUUCGUGUGUGACGGGACUCGCCUGCUGGUGUUUGGCGGGAUGGUGGAGUAUGGGAAAUACAGCAACGACCUCUAUGAGCUCCAGGCAAGCCGGUGGGAAUGGAAGAGACUCAAAGCAAAGACGCCCAAAAAUGGGCCCCCUCCAUGUCCUCGGCUUGGGCACAGCUUCUCCCUUGUGGGCAACAAAUGCUACCUGUUUGGGGGUCUGGCCAACGAUAGCGAGGACCCCAAGAAUAACAUUCCAAGGUACCUGAAUGACUUAUACAUCCUGGAAUUGCGGCCGGGCUCCGGAGUGGUAGCCUGGGACAUCCCCAUCACUUACGGCGUCCUGCCUCCACCCCGGGAGUCACAUACUGCUGUGGUCUACACUGAGAAAGACAAUAAGAAGUCCAAGCUGGUGAUCUAUGGAGGGAUGAGUGGCUGCAGACUGGGGGACCUCUGGACCCUGGACAUUGAGACUCUGACAUGGAAUAAGCCCAGUCUCAGCGGGGUGGCACCUCUUCCUCGAAGUCUUCACUCAGCCACGACCAUAGGAAACAAAAUGUACGUGUUUGGUGGCUGGGUGCCUCUCGUCAUGGAUGACGUCAAAGUGGCCACACACGAGAAGGAGUGGAAGUGUACCAACACACUGGCUUGUCUCAACCUGGAUACCAUGGCCUGGGAGACCAUCCUGAUGGACACGCUGGAGGACAAUAUUCCUCGGGCCCGAGCUGGCCACUGCGCCGUGGCCAUCAAUACCCGCCUAUACAUAUGGAGUGGGCGUGAUGGCUACCGAAAGGCCUGGAACAACCAGGUCUGCUGCAAGGACCUCUGGUACCUGGAGACAGAAAAGCCACCACCCCCGGCCCGGGUACAGCUGGUACGAGCCAACACCAACUCCCUGGAGGUGAGCUGGGGGGCAGUGGCGACAGCCGACAGUUACCUUCUGCAGCUCCAGAAAUAUGACAUUCCUGCCACGGCUGCUACUGCCACCUCCCCCACACCCAAUCCAGUCCCGUCUGUGCCUGCCAACCCUCCCAAGAGCCCUGCCCCAGCAGCAGCCGCACCUGCUGUGCAGCCGCUGACCCAAGUAGGCAUCACGCUCCUGCCCCAGGCUGCCACUGCACCCCCGACCACCACCACCAUCCAGGUUUUGCCGACUGUGCCUGGCAGCUCGAUUUCCGUGCCCACUGCAGCCAGGACUCAAGGUGUUCCCGCUGUUCUCAAAGUCACCGGUCCUCAGGCGACAACAGGAACCCCAUUGGUCACCAUGCGACCUGCCAGCCAGGCUGGGAAAGCCCCUGUCACCGUGACCUCCCUUCCUGCAGGCGUGCGAAUGGUUGUGCCAACGCAGAGUGCCCAGGGGACGGUGAUUGGCAGCAGCCCACAGAUGAGCGGCAUGGCCGCCCUGGCAGCCGCAGCUGCCGCCACACAGAAGAUCCCUCCUUCCUCGGCGCCCACGGUGCUGAGUGUCCCAGCAGGCACCACCAUCGUCAAAACCGUGGCCGUGACACCUGGUACCACCACCCUCCCAGCUACUGUAAAGGUGGCCUCCUCGCCAGUCAUGGUGAGCAACCCAGCCACUCGAAUGCUGAAGACUGCAGCCGCCCAGGUGGGGACGUCAGUCUCCUCUGCUGCCAACACAUCCACCCGCCCCAUCAUCACAGUCCACAAGUCCGGGACUGUGACAGUGGCCCAGCAAGCCCAGGUGGUGACCACGGUGGUGGGUGGAGUCACCAAGACCAUCACCCUGGUGAAGAGCCCCAUCUCUGUCCCAGGAGGCAGUGCUCUGAUUUCCAACCUGGGCAAAGUGAUGUCAGUGGUUCAGACCAAACCGGUUCAGACUUCGGCAGUCACAGGCCAGGCAUCUACGGGCCCAGUGACUCAGAUUAUCCAGACCAAAGGGCCCCUACCGGCCGGGACCAUCCUGAAGCUAGUGACCUCAGCAGAUGGCAAACCCACCACCAUCAUCACUACCACGCAGGCCAGCGGGGCUGGGACUAAGCCCACCAUCCUGGGCAUCAGCAGCGUGUCCCCGAGCACCACCAAGCCUGGCACAACCACCAUCAUCAAGACCAUCCCUAUGUCGGCCAUCAUCACGCAGGCUGGUGCCACAGGCGUGAGCAGCAGUCCUGGCAUCAAGUCCCCCAUCACCAUUAUCACCACCAAGGUGAUGACUUCAGGAACUGGAGCACCUGCCAAAAUCAUUACAGCUGUCCCUAAAAUCGCCACUGGCCACGGGCAGCAAGGAGUGACUCAGGUGGUGCUAAAGGGGGCCCCUGGACAGCCGGGCACCAUCCUCCGCACCGUGCCCAUGGGGGGUGUCCGCCUGGUCACUCCUGUCACUGUCUCUGCCGUCAAGCCAGCUGUCACCACGUUGGUUGUGAAGGGCACCACAGGCGUCACAACCCUUGGCACAGUGACAGGCACCGUUUCCACCAGCCUUGCUGGAGCUGGGGGCCACAGUACCAGUGCCUCCCUGGCCACACCCAUCACCACCUUGGGCACCAUCGCCACCCUCUCAAGCCAAGUGAUCAACCCCACUGCCAUCACCGUGUCGGCUGCACAGACCACGCUGACGGCGGCUGGCGGGCUCACCACCCCCACCAUCACCAUGCAGCCUGUCUCCCAGCCUACCCAGGUGACUCUCAUCACGGCACCCAGUGGCGUCGAGGCCCAGCCUGUGCAUGACCUCCCCGUGUCCAUUCUGGCCUCGCCUACUACAGAGCAGCCCACGGCCACAGUCACCAUUGCUGACUCGGGCCAGGGUGAGGUGCAGCCGGGCACCGUGACGCUGGUGUGCUCCAACCCACCCUGUGAGACGCACGAGACGGGCACCACCAACACGGCCACCACCACUCUUGUGGCUAACCUCGGGGGGCAGCCCCAGCCCACCCAAGUGCAAUUCGUCUGUGACAGACAGGAGGCAGCUGCUUCUCUCGUGACCUCAGCGGUAGGGCAGCAGAACGGCAGCGUGGUUCGCGUCUGCUCUAAUCCACCCUGUGAGACCCACGAGACAGGCACCACCAACACAGCCACCACCGCCACGUCCAACAUGGCCGGGCAGCACAGCUGCUCCAACCCGCCCUGCGAGACCCACGAGACCGGCACCACCAGCACCGCCACCACCGCCAUGUCCAGCAUUGGCGCCGGCCAGCAGCGAGAUGCCCGGCGUGCCUGCGUGGCCGGCACCACUCCCGCCGUGAUCCGGGUCAGUGUGGCUGCUGGGGCAUCAGAGGGAGCCCAGGGUUCCGUCAAGCCCUUGUGCCAAACCCGCCAGACCAGCGUGACCAGCACCACUAUGACUGUGAUGGCCACUGGAGCGGCCCCGUGCUCAGCUGGCCCGCUCCUUGGGCCGGGCCUGGCAGUGGAGGCCGGCAGCCGCAGCACCACAUUCGUGCAGCUGGCUCCUGUGAGUGGCCAGGUCAGACCCGGCGUCCCCGGAGGCAAGGACGGCCCCGUGGCUGGCCUGAGUCCGCUGGUGUCCAUGGGGCGCCAGCUGGAGGCCCAUCACACCCACACAACCAACACCCCCACCACGGUCCGUUCCGCCAUGGGUGCCGGGGAGCCCAGCGAGGCACGGGGGACCCCCACGCCCACAUAUGAGAGCUCACCUGGCACCACCGUGACUGUGACAGCCCUGGAGGCGCUGCUGUGCCCCUCGGCCACCGUAACCCAAGUCUGCUCCAACCCGCCCUGCGAGACCCACGAGACCGGCACCGCCACCACCGCCACUACCUCGAAUGAAAGCAGCACCCAGCGGGUCUGCUCCAACCCGCCCUGCGAGACCCACGAGACAGGCACCACCCACACACCCACCACAGCCACCUCCAGUGGGGGUGCAGGCCAGCCCGAGGGUGGGCAGCAGCCCCCUGCUGGCCGCCCCUGUGAGACACACCAGACCACUUCCACUGGUACCACCAUGUCAGUCAGUGUGGGUUCCCUGCUCCCCGAUACAGUUCCCUCCCACAGGACCCUAGAGUCCGGCUUGGAGGUGGCAGCACCGGCCACCGUCACCCCCCAGGCUGGUGCUUCGUUGCUGGCUCCUUUCCCGACACAGAGGGUCUGCUCCAACCCCCCCUGUGAGACGCACGAGACAGGCACCACACACACGGCCACCACCGUCACCUCCAACAUGAGCUCGAACCAAGAUCCCCCACCAGCUGCCAGUGACCAGGGAGAGGUGGAGAGCACCCAGGGUGACAGCGUGAACAUCACCAGCUCCAGUGCCGUUACAACGACCGUGUCCUCCACACUGACACGGGCUGUGACCACUGUGACACAGUCCACACCAGUCCCAGGCCCCUCGGUGCCGAAGAUCUCAUCAAUGACUGAGGCUACCCCAGGGGCUCUGACCACCGAAGUCCCCAUCCCGGCCACGAUAACAGUGACCAUAGCCAACACAGAAACUUCUGACAUGCCCUUCUCUGCUGUUGACAUCCUGCAGCCCCCAGAGGAACUCCAGGCCUCGCCAGGGCCUCGCCAGCAGCUGCCGCCACGGCAACUCCUGCAGCCCGCCUCCGCACCCCUGAUGGGGGAGUCCGCCGAGGUCCUGUCAGCCUCCCAGACCCCUGAGCUCCAAGCCGCCGUGGAUCUGAGCAGUACAGGGGACCCGUCUUCGGGGCAGGAGCCUGCCAGCUCAGCUGUGGUGGCCACUGUGGUGGUCCAGCCGCCCCCGCCCACACAGUCUGAAGUAGACCAGUUGUCCCUUCCCCAAGAGCUGAUGGCGGAGGCCCAGGCGGGCACCACCACCCUCAUGGUGACGGGGCUCACCCCUGAGGAGUUGGCGGUGACUGCGGCUGCCGAAGCGGCUGCCCAGGCCGCAGCCACGGAGGAGGCCCAGGCGCUGGCCAUCCAGGCGGUGCUCCAGGCCGCGCAGCAGGCCGUCAUGGCAGGCACCGGGGAGCCCAUGGACACGUCUGAGGCAGCAGCAGCUGUGACACAGGCGGAGCUGGGCCACCUGUCGGCUGAGGGCCAGGAGGGCCAGGCCACCACCAUCCCCAUCGUGCUGACGCAGCAGGAGCUGGCGGCCCUGGUGCAGCAGCAGCAGCAGCUGCAGGAGGCACAGGCCCAGCAGCAGCACCACCACCUCCCCACCGAGGCCCUGGCCCCUGCCGACAGCCUCAACGACCCGACCAUCGAGAGCAACUGCCUCAAUGAGCUGGCCGCGGCCGUCCCCAGCACCGUGGCCCUGCUGCCCUCCACAGCCACCGAGAGCCUGGCUCCAUCCAACACAUUUGUGGCCCCCCAGCCCGUGGUGGUAGCCAGCCCUGCAAAGCUGCAGGCUGCAGCUACCCUGACUGAAGUGGCCAAUGGCAUCGAGUCCCUGGGUGUGAAGCCAGACCUACCGCCCCCGCCCAGCAAAGCGCCUGUGAAGAAGGAGAACCAGUGGUUUGAUGUGGGGGUCAUUAAGGGUACCAAUGUAAUGGUGACACACUAUUUCCUGCCACCAGAUGAUACUGUCCCUUCUGAUGAUGACUCGGGCACCGUCCCUGACUACAACCAGCUGAAGAAGCAAGAGCUGCAGCCGGGCACAGCCUAUAAGUUCCGAGUUGCUGGGAUCAACGCCUGUGGCCGGGGGCCCUUCAGCGAGAUCUCAGCUUUUAAGACAUGUCUGCCUGGUUUCCCAGGGGCCCCCUGUGCCAUUAAAAUAAGCAAAAGUCCAGAUGGUGCUCACCUCACCUGGGAGCCGCCGUCUGUGACCUCUGGCAAGAUCAUCGAGUACUCGGUGUACCUGGCCAUCCAGAGCUCGCAGGCCGGUGGCGAGCCGAAGAGUUCCACCCCGGCCCAGCUGGCCUUCAUGCGGGUGUACUGUGGGCCCAGCCCCUCCUGCCUGGUGCAGUCCUCCAGCCUCUCCAACGCCCACAUCGACUACACCACCAAGCCCGCCAUCAUCUUCCGCAUUGCCGCCCGCAAUGAGAAGGGCUAUGGCCCGGCCACCCAAGUGAGGUGGUUGCAAGAAACCAGUAAAGACAGCUCUGGCGCCAAGCCAGCCAGCAAGCGGCCCAUGUCCUCUCCGGAAAUGAAAUCCGCUCCAAAGAAAUCUAAGGCAGAUGGUCAGUGAGAGGCAGCUCCCCUGCACCUGGAUUCUUCGCCAGACCCCCCCUUCUGCUUCAGGAACGCCGCCUGCCAGGGCCCACCCAUCCUACCCACCCGGCGCUCACACUUCACCCUCAGGAGCCCCUGGCCGCCACUCAUUCUCUGCCCUCUCUGGUUUUAAAA